AGUAUAAAAUAGCUUAAAAAUAAAUUUAAAAAAAUCCUUCCUGUUGUGAAACGUUUGAUGUCUGUUUGGCGGUUCUCCACUAGAGAGCAGUCGAUUUAAAAAAAACAUUUUUUUUCAGGAAACGAAUAAGAGUAACUUCCGUGUUGUUAGCGGCUUAGCAUCCCAUGCUCACAGUUAACGUGUUUCAGAGUGCUAAUGGUCGAAAGUUGCGGUUUUGUAGCUUUCCUGCAGUUUUUUCGCUCGUGUUAUCUUUUCAGAAUGUAUCGUGACUCCGGUUGUCCGCGCAGUGCCGUGAAUGUCUUUAAAACGCGUGAAUCGCGCGUUUAAACCGAGCUUGACGCGCAUUGUUUACUAAAUAAUAACAUGUAGCUGCAGAUCGGCUGUUCUCUUCAGUGUGUUGACCCCCCCUGUUGUCCCAAUGGGGAAAAGAAAAGACAUGAUCCACCCCAGAUUUCUAGGUGAAGGCGUCUCCAGCCUGCACGGCGCCCACAAGCGUAAACACAAAAAGCACAAGAAGCACAAGAGGAAGCACCACAGCUUCCCCGAGGCUCCGCCGCAGCCCGAGCCUGUCGUGGUGCCUCGCGCGCCGCCGCAGCUCCGGCUCAAGAUCAAGCUGGGCGGCCAGACGUUGGGGACCAAGAGUGUUCCCACCUUCACCGUCCAUCCGGGCGUGGCGCGCCCUCCUUCCCCUCUGAUGAUCAUCGAUAACAAUGUCGACGACGACGAUGACGAUGAGGACGACGAUGAGGAUGAUGACGAGCCCUCCGUGCCUCUGGAGCAGUAUCGGGCCUGGCUCGAUGAAGACAGCAACCUGGCGACGUCCCCGAUGCCCGACAUAGACUCGGACUCCAUGCUGGGGGCGCCGGUGGACGAGGAGGAGCGGUGGCUGGAUGCUCUGGAGAAAGGAGAGCUGGACGACAACGGAGAGCUGAAGAAGGAGGUGGACGAGUCUCUGCUGACCGCCAGACAGAAAGCGCUGCUGCACAAGCAGCAGAGCCAGCCGCUGCUGGAGCUCCCCAUGGGCUACAAGGAGAAGGAGAUGACGGCCGAGAUGAUGCAGAAGCGGGAGGAGCGCGCCCGCAAGCGGCGCCUGCAGGCCGCCAAGAAGGCCGAGGAGAACAAGAACCAGACCAUCGAGCGGCUGACCAAGACCAGCAAGGCCAAGAUCAAGAGCCUGAAGGAGAAGAAGUCCAAGCAGAGCCAGUGUCCCACCGUGCGCUACAGCGACUCCGUGCACGGCGUGGCCAUCUCCUUCCCGGCGGGGGUCCCCGCCCCGGCCCCCGCGCCGCCCGUGGCCCCGCCCCCGGCCCCGCCCGGCUGCGGGGUGAGCGGCUGCUCCAACCUGAAGAAGUACAGCUGCUCCAAGACGGGCGUGCCGCUGUGCAGCCUGGAGUGCUACAGGAGGAACCUGCUGCUGCUGCAGAGCGCCGCCUGACGCCUCCACCCCACGGAACACUCACUCCCCGCUCUUCAUCAAUAUUUAUACAUUCUCUGAUCAUGUAGAAAACAUCACCUGCCUGCGGAGUCACUAUUUAUCAUUUUUAGACCAAUUGUGUUUCUUCCCAGGGUUGAGAAGCCAGAGGAGUUUUCACCAUUUUUCUUUUUGAUGUAAAAAAAAAAACAAAAAGCAUGAGAAAAUCUGUGUUGACUUUCUUUUUUUUAUUAACAACUGAUGUUCAUUUAGGUAGCAAACGGACCAUUUUCCGUAAAAAACAAUCUGUACAAAUAUAAAUUAACAAUAAAUGCGAUACAGUUUUUGAAAAACACCAAUAUAACCUUAGCUGCUUUG
Messenger RNA from Salarias fasciatus (jewelled blenny), 1789 nucleotides. It is a transcript of the gene ino80b, whose product is annotated as INO80 complex subunit B. NCBI's taxonomy places the organism in Eukaryota, Metazoa, Chordata, Actinopteri, Blenniiformes, Blenniidae. The transcript has 5 exons. Gene Ontology annotation, cellular component: Ino80 complex. Bases 419 to 1435 code for a protein of 338 amino acids. Gene Ontology annotation, biological process: chromatin remodeling. The record is from RefSeq and is a predicted model, not a curated record.